Onthophagus taurus is the source of this 1693-nucleotide messenger RNA. Its product is annotated as putative leucine-rich repeat-containing protein DDB_G0290503. NCBI's taxonomy places the organism in Eukaryota, Metazoa, Arthropoda, Insecta, Coleoptera, Scarabaeidae. The record is from RefSeq and is a predicted model, not a curated record.
AUCCUUCACAAUUCACAAUGACAGAUAAAAAAACACCUUUCACUUAAAUGACUUAUGUAACUUCAUUAUUUUUCUUCUAUUAUAUUUUAAAUUAAAAUGUAUACAAUAUCAAAACAACUAACAAAAGGAUUUCUUUAAGUAGAAAAAUUGAAAUAAACGACAAAAUCAUGACGUUACCCGAAGGAUUAUACUAUGUUUUAUCAACAGUUUAUUUUAAAAUGGGAAGGUUAGCAAUUACUUGUAACGUACAGAAAGGUCAACCGAUACCUGAAGAAUGCGACUGUAAUCAAUUUAGAUUAGAAUUCCUUAAAGCUCAUAAUGAAUAUCGAAACAAACAUGGUGUGCCUCCAUUAACUCUAAGCGAUGAUAUUUGCGAUUAUGCUCAAGAAUGGGCAGAAGCUUUGGCAAUUGGCGACGCUUUGUUAUAUCGCAAACGUCCCCGCUAUGGAGAAAGUAUAAUGUCCGUCUAUUCAAACGAUCCUCAUUUUAAAAUCUCUGGAGACUUUCCAGUUAGUAUUUGGUACGAUCAAAAAAAUGAUUUCACUUUUGGAGCGGAACCAGAAGAUUCAAAAUCUGAUCAUUUUUGUCAAAUGGUUUGGAAGAACACAAAAAAUAUAGGUAUUGGUUUGGCUAGAAGUGAAUCAGGAUCUUAUUACAUAGUCGCUAAUUAUCAUCCCACAGGAAUUCGUGCGGGGCAAUAUGUUGAAAACGUACUUCCUGACGCAGGAGACACUAAACCUCCAAGCUUUAUCGAUGAAAGCAAAAAGAAGAUGCAGGAAGUACAAGAGGUAAUCGAUAAAAUGGAACAGGGCGAUCCAUCUGCUUUACCUGAUUUAACAAAAGAACUUCAAGGAAAAGCACAAGAUGUUGUUGAUACACUUUCAAAAAUUAAAGAAGAAUCUGAGCACAUCAAAAACGUACCCGACCUACAGAAUGUUAAAGAUAAAAUAGACGAAAUAGCAUCUACAUGGCAAAAUAUCGCCGAAAUAAACCCAGAAAAACAAACUGGGGAAACGAAUGCUGCGUUAGACGAAAUAAUUGGCGCCAUAUCGGAAUUUGGAGAAAAAAGAGAACAGGCAAUUCAAAUGGCAGAUGUUACCGAUGAUGCGAGUGCCAAAGCGGAUGCAUUGAUGCAAACUAUUGGAGAUAUGAACGCAGAUGCCGAACGUGUGCCAGAAUUAUUUGAAGAACUUAAAGGCAAAAUGUUAGAAUUGAUACAAGCAAUUGAUAACAUAGAUGAAAAACGAACAUUCGGCAUUCAGAUCCCCGGUGUUGCUGAUAAAAUUAUUACCAAUAUUGACGUUUUAACCAAUGCUGCGGAACAACUGAAAACGGACGAAGAAUUUGUUCAAGAACAAGCAGAUAUUGUUGGUGAAGUUGACCAGAAAACGCAAGAAGUUGUCGAAGCUGCUGAACAAAUUAAAGCUUUUCAUCUGUAGUAAAAAGAAAUUUUUGCUAUUAGACAAAUUUUGAAAUGAGAUUUGGAUUCAAACAGAUUUUAUUGUGAGGUAUAAAGAAAAAUUCAUUCGCCACAAAAUUCUCUCAAAAAGUAUGUAUAUUCAAAAGAAGUUAUUGUAUAGUAUCGUACCUAAGAAUCAUGUACGAAUGUGAAACAUAAAAUUAUUGUAAAUAUUCCUUGCUGAAUAAUGAUGUAUUGUUGUUAAAUUAAAUUAAACGUAUUAAUAAACAAAAA